GUUUUGAACUCUUUUGGCUUACUUGGCGGUGCAUGGUCACUUGCUGUUGUUGCUUACAAAUUACUUUUUGGUGAUGAUGCAAUUCAGCCUUUUGGAUUAAUUCAUAAAUAUGGCUACUUUUCUAAGAAAUCUCAAAACAAUUUAACUAAUUCUCUAUCCACAUUUCCUUUGGUUCAACUUUCGGACUCGUCUAAUAUUAUUGAUGAUGAAAAUCGAACCAAACAAUUAGAGAAAAGAAUUAGUGAUUUAGAAUUAUUUUUAAGAGAUUAUGUGGUUGAAGCGCAACAAUUAGAUAAG
Racocetra persica is the source of this 297-nucleotide messenger RNA. The record is from the annotation of a GenBank genome assembly. NCBI's taxonomy places the organism in Eukaryota, Fungi, Glomeromycota, Glomeromycetes, Diversisporales, Gigasporaceae.